AUGAUAUCAAAGGGAUUAUCAAAGGUAUUCAUACUAGCUGUUGAUAUAUCUGAAUUUGUAGUAGACCAGCAAAAUAAUCAAACCCAGCUUGAGCAGUAUAAGCCUAAUAGCAAAACAAAUAAUACGGUAUUAGAGAAAGAAUCAGAUUCAGAAACACUCGUAACUUCUUUAGACUCUGUUAUUUUCUUGAAUAAAAAAAAUGGACAGGGUUGUUCUUCUUUUCCUCAAUCAGAGAUUUCACAAGAUAAGAAGAAUACUCAGAUUUUAGAAAAUUCUAAUAACAGUCUAUCAUCUAAAUCAUAUAAUACUUCUUCUAGCUUCAAAUGUGAUGAGAAGGUAGGAAAAAUUUCUUAUAAUUUGAAAGUAGAAUAA
Molecule: messenger RNA, 372 nt
Organism: Funneliformis mosseae
Lineage: Eukaryota; Fungi; Glomeromycota; Glomeromycetes; Glomerales; Glomeraceae
Source: the annotation of a GenBank genome assembly